Messenger RNA from Rasamsonia emersonii CBS 393.64, 420 nucleotides. RefSeq lists its product as uncharacterized. The transcript is spliced from 3 exons. The record is from RefSeq and is a predicted model, not a curated record. Bases 1 to 420 code for a protein of 139 amino acids. NCBI's taxonomy places the organism in Eukaryota, Fungi, Ascomycota, Eurotiomycetes, Eurotiales, Trichocomaceae.
AUGCCCAGCUUCUUGACAUCUCCCUUCCUAAGAGCGGCCACUACACUUAUUACUCCUAUCCGUUGCAGAGGACUUACGAGUACCUCCUCCUCCUUCUUCCAUAGUACACCAGCUAGAUCCUCGCUGAAGGAGAGCGAUACAAGUGUGGUGUCAACAGACAGAGAAGACAUCGACAAAGAAUACCAAGCCAGCAAAGACCACGUGCUGCAGAGCGUCAGGACGCAAGGAAAAGGGAAAUGGAUUCCGGAGUUGGCUAGUAAUAGUGAGGCGAAUGUGAAAGCUGAUCGUGGAGAGAUUGGGAUUGGAUUAGGGAUGAGUCAGGAGGAUGGGGGCUAUUAUGUGGAUUUUGAGAAGGAGAAGGAGAGGAAGAAGAUGGAGGGGAAUACGCAGGGGAAUAUGCCGGUGUUGGGGUUGAGUUGA